AUGCAUAUCAUAAAAAUAUUCAUUUUGGUAAUUACUACUUUUCUUAUAAAUAAUUUAUUUGAAAGUAAGACUUUCGUAGAAUGUGGAAAGAUACCAGUAUCAUAUGUUACGAAGCAAAUGGGAAAAAUAAAAAAUAAAAUCAUACAAGAAAGGCCCAAAAAAAAAACAAAUAAUAAUAUCCUUAAAUAUAUUGGUAUGACAAUAAUGAGUAUUGCUUUUGCUUCUGCUGGAUUUUAUUAUAUAGCAAAAACUUGGAACAAUAAUAAAGUAAAAAUAAAAAAAGAAGAAGCAAAAGAAGAAUAA
This is a messenger RNA of Plasmodium falciparum 3D7, 303 nucleotides long. RefSeq lists its product as uncharacterized. The coding region runs from base 1 to 303 and encodes 100 amino acids. The record is from RefSeq and is a predicted model, not a curated record. NCBI's taxonomy places the organism in Eukaryota, Apicomplexa, Aconoidasida, Haemosporida, Plasmodiidae. The transcript has a single exon.